UCUUGUUACUAAGUGACAUGGUGAUUGCGGACAAAUCUUCUCCUGAUGCAAACAGCAAGGUCGUGCUAGCAUAUGUUAUCCCUGAUGGCUGGAUGAGAUUGGAUAUUGAUCCAGAUUUGGUUAAAACAUUUAGUGAGGCAUUGGAUACCCCCAAAACCAUCACAUGGAAUGGACCAAAGGGAGUGUUUGAGUUUGACAAGUUUGCUGUUGGGACAGAGGCUACCACAAAGAAGCUGGCUGACCUCAGUGGAAAGGGAGUGACAACAGGGUUAAGAAGCUUUAAACAAUGGGAUCCGGGUGGAUAAUUUUUCACAUUGCCUA
Gastrolobium bilobum is the source of this 321-nucleotide messenger RNA. Its product is annotated as phosphoglycerate kinase 3, cytosolic-like. Bases 18 to 305 code for a protein of 95 amino acids. Gene Ontology annotation, biological process: glycolytic process; gluconeogenesis. Gene Ontology annotation, molecular function: phosphoglycerate kinase activity; ADP binding; ATP binding. NCBI's taxonomy places the organism in Eukaryota, Viridiplantae, Streptophyta, Magnoliopsida, Fabales, Fabaceae. Gene Ontology annotation, cellular component: cytosol. The transcript has a single exon. The record is from RefSeq and is a predicted model, not a curated record.